Cinara cedri is the source of this 2525-nucleotide messenger RNA. NCBI's taxonomy places the organism in Eukaryota, Metazoa, Arthropoda, Insecta, Hemiptera, Aphididae. The record is from the annotation of a GenBank genome assembly.
CUUACGAUAUAUUAUACUUCGUUAAAAAAUUUAGGUUUUUAAAAGUAAUCAAAUAAUUACAACUACCAAGAUGGUAUUGUAUCGCACGCGUAUUAUUAUCAUAGUUUUGGUACAAAUACUGGUAAUUUUCAUCCGGGAAUCGGCGUGCAUAAACAAUCGGCGAGCGCUGCGAUUGGCCUCGAUGUCAGCGAUACGACGCACGAUGACGGAUAAUGCGAAAAAUAUGAGAAUGAUGACCUUACGUCGACCGGAAACAGCGCUAUUCGGCAUGAAAUUAUCGCCUCCGCGCCGCAUUAAAUCGCAAUCGGAAGUAGAUCUGGAAAUCGCCAUAAGUAUGCAUUACGAACAUACGGAAACAUCAAAUAACAAUAUAGACAAUGUCGGUAGCAUCGAUAAAAUGACUAAUGUCUUGCUGAAACCGAUGGACGCGUUAGAAACGUUCCAACACAUUUUAAACCGUAUUGUGCAACUGUUGUAUAAUUCCUACACCUCGAUAUUCGCCGACAUAAUCUUAAUCAGUUUCGUUUUGUCUCGGAACGAAAACGAUAACCAUAGGGUACAAUUCAAAACCGAGUAUUUAGACAUCGUGUGCUCAUAUAUACCUCGAAUUUUGGACUAUUUGUACAUAAGCCACAUCCCUAAAAACAUUGAAUAUUUCUAUUUAAACAAAUUUCAUUGCACGCUUUGUUACAGGAUGCUUAAUUUCGUAAAAAAUAACUGUACCGCUACCGACACAGAUUACGUCUUAUGUACAACCAGAAAAGUGCAGGAAAUAUAUAAGAACAUUUUAUCGUAUUUGAAUCGCGACGACUUUCCUAAGGAGUCAGAUAACCAACAAACUGACAAAAUGUUUAUUAAAAAUGCGUACGACCACAUAAACAAAAUCGACAGGACAUUGAUAAUUGAUUAUGCGCAUGUCGAGUUCAAUAUAUUUAAAGACGUGAAUAAGAGGUUUCACAAUGCUAUCAUACAGACAGCGGAUCCAAAAGCAAUAAGCGAAAUCGAUGAUCAAUUGCUAAAGGACAUUGUUAACAAUUUCUUGCGUAUUAAUACCGAAUACAUUAACGAGCUGAUGUUGAACACCUGUGAUCUAGUCUUAGACCUAUCCGAAGAGGAUGUAAAGGAUCUUUCAACGCCUAGCGUGGUAAGUAAAUUAUUAUUAUACACGUUCCGAAGACUGGAAAAACAAUUUAAAGAUAAAGUCGACGAAUUCCAAGCCAAAUACGGCAAAAACGUAUUAACUCGUGUAAACGAGAAACAAAUUAACAAUGGCGUUUUACAUGUAUUUAAAGGGUUAUGCGAUUAUACUCCGAAAAUUCUUCUAUAUUUGGCCGAACGUCGUGUCAAUAUCGGGUCAUUGUCUAGUCUGUACUUGUCGUUUUGCGGAAACCUUAUGGAUUUUAUCGAUUCCCGCUGUCCCCGUGUGUUUUCGAACGGUAACGUAGAAAAGGAUUAUACGGUGAGGUGUGUCACGGAAUCGAUAAAAGAUAAAUUGAUGUGGAAUUUGUAUACAAUAACUAAAAUCAUUUCGAAAAAAGAUCAAUAUACAAGUGUAUUGUGUACAAAUGUCCAUAAUAAAUAUAUUGAGAAUAUCCACGCGGCCCUGAUCGACUUCAGAUACCAGGAAAUCGGUCUGUGGCCUAUGUACAAUUGGUUGAGUGGAAAAUAUUUUUUCACCGAAGAUUAUGAUAACUCAUCAUUUAAUCAAAUUAAAGAAAACAUAAUUUACAUAAACGGUAUACCGUUUACAUUGUCGGAGAUUUACUAUCAGUUUUUACCGUUGAACACAAAGUUAGAAACCGUUUUCGCUUUUCACAACAUAAUUUUAGGUAACCUGGACGCAAUAAUGAAUACUUACGUGUAUCGGUACGCGUUCACGAUCGUUUUAUAUCUGAAGCACAUGAACAAUAAGGUCGACAAACAAAGACUACUGAUUUUGGAUGGCUCUACCAUAUGGUAUGAAAUAGGAAAGUCUAAGUUGUAUAAAUACCUUCAAAGUUUACCCGUGUCAUAUAAUUCUCCAGAAAAUAUACUUAAUAUAGUUUCCAAUAUUAAAUGUAUUAGCUACACUGUAAAUAACGGUUACAGUGCGGCCGAAUCGAUUCAAGAAAACAUUCCCCCCAAAAUUCUAAAAGAAACACGCGAAUGGGCCGAACCUCAGCUCGUUGGUAAAACCGGCACCGAUUACUUGAAUCGUUUAAACGAAAUCUUAAUCGACAAUUGUUUGAACGCUAUGGAUAUUGUGUCUAUUUUUGUUAACAUUGCAGUGAAAUCGGAUGUAAUAAAAUUAAAUGUGUUCAGCGAACAAUUUCCUUUUACUACUGAUGAGUUAUUUUGCGCAGAGCAUUUAUCCGAUAUUUACAGUACAAACUAAAUUUUUGACAUUACCACACAUCUAACAAUACAGUAUUAGUACCAGCAUGUUUUAUUUAAUUUAAAUGUUAUACAAAUACAAAUAUACAAUAUUGCUUUCAGUUUAGAUUUUGAAUUUACACUAUCGAUAAUUGUAUUAGUUUAGUACAAGU